Panicum virgatum (switchgrass) is the source of this 426-nucleotide messenger RNA. RefSeq lists its product as uncharacterized. The record is from RefSeq and is a predicted model, not a curated record. Bases 1 to 426 code for a protein of 141 amino acids. NCBI's taxonomy places the organism in Eukaryota, Viridiplantae, Streptophyta, Magnoliopsida, Poales, Poaceae. The transcript has 2 exons.
AUGGACGGAGACAGCAGCCUCAACAUUCUGUACGUGCACACCUUGGAGCUCAUGGGAAUCAGCCUAGACAAGCUACGUCCCAGCACGUCGCCGUUUCAAGGUGUUGCGCCGGGAAAGCGAGUCCAGCCCCUCGGACAGAUCAAUCUGCCUGUCUGUUUCGGCACGCCGGCUAACUUCCGCAAGGAAGUGCUCACCUUUGAGGACGUCAUCACCGUCGGCCCAUCGUUCAAGCACGCCUACGAGUGCGACGUUGAAUGCGUCGAGUGCACCGAGGCCCUAACAGAGGAUGAGGCCCUCGCCGCCGACUUGGAGAAAAUGGCGAACGAGGCCAUGGACUCCACGCACUGCCACGCUGGCAGCUUCGAGCCUGCCGAAGGCGUCAAAGACGUGCCCCUCGACCCCAACCGCCCGACGGCAAGGCGCUGA